GUUAUAAAAAAACCAGGGGUGAAAUACCAGAGACAUACAGAGAUUAAGUAUUCAGUAAGACAACAUGGCUCCCACAGGUAUCCUCACCCUGACGGCCGUCCUCCUCUGCUUCAUGCUGGGCAUAUUCGGUCCAGCUCCAGCUGCCCUGGGUGCUCGUAGACCAGCCUGUUGCACAAAAUACACCAGAAAGCCGUUGGACUUCCAGGUGAUAAGGGGCUACAGAGAACAAAAUGACACGGAGGUCUGCCGCAUCAAGGCGAUCAUUUUCUUCACAGCGAGCAGGGCUAAGGUUUGUGCAGAUCCAAAGGCUGACUGGGUGAAGGAAGCUCUGAAAUUCCUCAGUUUCAAACUGGAGAAGAUGUCCAAAACUGGCCCAGCAGCAAGUGGAAAUCCAAAAAGUGAAAGUGAUUCUUUCUACAAUGAAACCGAGCCCUUCCUCAACGACACCGACAUCUUUAAUUAGCCAAAACCAGGUUGUUGCAGCAAUGCCAAUUUGAUGGAAUGUUUAAGAAUAUUAUCUCUAAACAAGAGAUAUUGCUUUUUACUUUUACAGCUUCGACCCUAAUACUCCCUCAUCAAGACUUCAGGGCAACCUAACAGCUUUAAGGAAACUCAUGUAGACUCGCUUAGAGAACGCUUAUAAUGAGUAUCUAUGAUUUUAAAAUCUUCUUGUUUUUUUAAUUACCCUGGUUUGUUUCCUGCUAUAGUUCUGCUGCUUAAUGAAGUUAAUGCGCUGAAAGAUAGAUAUUAUCGGGAUUCUAAUAAAUAAAUGAACUCCAA
Messenger RNA from Amphiprion ocellaris (clown anemonefish), 780 nucleotides. RefSeq names its product C-C motif chemokine 20-like. NCBI's taxonomy places the organism in Eukaryota, Metazoa, Chordata, Actinopteri, Pomacentridae. Gene Ontology annotation, molecular function: CCR chemokine receptor binding; chemokine activity. Gene Ontology annotation, biological process: monocyte chemotaxis; positive regulation of GTPase activity; cellular response to interleukin-1. The coding region runs from base 65 to 463 and encodes 132 amino acids. The transcript is spliced from 4 exons. The record is from RefSeq and is a predicted model, not a curated record. Gene Ontology annotation, cellular component: extracellular region.